GGACCUGAUGAGAGGAAUGGAUGCAAAAUUGACAGUGCUUGAUUACUGUUUUGCCUAUCAGUUUGUCUAAAUGAUACCAGUUGGCAAUCACCAUUAUCUAAUUGAAGUUGGUGGGAAAUUAUUGAAUGUUUGCACUGACAACCUGCAGCAGAAAAUAACAUAUAAAUGAAGGAAAAAAAGUUAUCUGUUGGACCAAGAAUGAAACUUAAUAGGAGGUGGAUUUGGAUUUUGCAUGGGUUUGAUACUGGCUUCCCUGGAAAAUUCUAUAAUGCAAGAUCAAAUGACUGGCAAACAAAAAUUCAUUUAUCAAGCCAAGCAAAUGGUGCAAAGAAGCUGGAGUUCAGCAAAAACAUUUGUAGUCAUGGGAUUUCUCUGCUGUUGAGUGUGUUGUUCAGAAGCCAUUGCAAAGAAAAAUCACACAUACGGAUAACAUAUAUGUCAAUAUAUCAUUUUAAUUUCUCAUAUGGGGUCAAAUGUUGUAAAUAAUUGUGUGCUGGAUCUUAUUCUCUCAAUGGUAAGGGCAAAUGAUGCGGCAGCAUGUUGCCUCUUCUUCAAGUGAGAAAUACUGAGGUUGAUGUACUGAACCUGUGUUGUAUGAAGAUAGCUUAUUUUAUUAAAAAGUGCAUGAGCAACAGAGAAAAAAGCAAGAAGAUCAGAAAUGGUUUGCCUCAGGAUGCUGUACUCAAAGCAAUAUCAGGGGUGAAGGGUAGUCAGUAUUGGCAAGAGGUGAUGCAUUGCUUUUAAUAGAUUGAGUGAUGAUGCAUUGCUUUUAUAUAGAUUGAGUUGUCUGCUUUGGACUGUGUCUAAUCACUAUCAUGAGAAGAACUAAUAUCUCUUUUGUUUAAAAUAAUGUAUUUGGGUUCACCGUGUUUUACUUCUUUUUAUCUUAUUCAUUUUAUUUUAUAAAUCAGAUGCUUUGGCUUUAAAUGAAUGCAUGCUGCUGUGUUUCUUAGGAAAGAAAAUUUAUCCCUGUUU
Molecule: messenger RNA, 975 nt
Organism: Rubroshorea leprosula
Lineage: Eukaryota; Viridiplantae; Streptophyta; Magnoliopsida; Malvales; Dipterocarpaceae
Source: the annotation of a GenBank genome assembly